Molecule: messenger RNA, 1301 nt
Organism: Erigeron canadensis
Lineage: Eukaryota; Viridiplantae; Streptophyta; Magnoliopsida; Asterales; Asteraceae
Product: WAT1-related protein At3g28050-like
Exons: 7
Coding region: 91-1185 (364 amino acids)
Cellular component (GO): plasma membrane
Molecular function (GO): transmembrane transporter activity
Source: RefSeq, a predicted model, not a curated record
AAUUAUGCUCUCUAGUCUCAACCCAUUUUUUCAAGCAAAAAAAAAAAACAGAUCACAGACGUACUCGUCGUGAAAUAUAUAUAUAUAUAUAUGGCUGGCGACCGGAGAUACUACUGUUACAAGGAUGUCCUGCCAUUCGCCGCCAUGGUCACCAUGGAGUGCUUCAACGUUGGACUUAAUACCUUGUACAAAGCUGCCACACUCCGUGGAAUGAGCUAUCAUGUUUUUAUAGUUUACUCCUAUGCGGUCGCGGCCUUUCUCCUCCUGCCGGCACCCUUCUUUUCCAACAGAUCAAGGGUGCUUCCUUCAGUGAAUUUCUCAAUAGUUAGCAAAAUCGGACUUUUAGGAAUCAUUGGAUGUACAUCACAGAUCAUGGGAUAUACCGGAAUUAUUUACAGCUCGCCAACGUUAGCUUCUGCCAUCAGUAAUCUUGUUCCUGCUUUUACCUUCAUCCUUGCCGUUACUUUCAGGAUGGAGACAUUAUCUUUUUCAAAGAAAAGUACCCGGGCGAAGUGUUUGGGCACAAUUGUGUCUGUAACUGGUGCGUUUGUUGUCACACUUUACAAAGGUCCCAAGAUUAUUUGGAAUAUAUCCUCUUCACCUUCUGGUUCUAUGCCGGUUUCCCUGGGCUCUUCACAACCAAACUGGGCUCUCGGUGGCCUAUUUCUAACUUCCGAGUAUAUCUUGGUCCCGUUGUGGUACAUCGUGCAGACACAAAUCAUGAAAGAGUAUCCAGCAGAGUUGACGGUGGUGUUCUUUUACAAUUUAAUAGUCAGCAUUUUGGCUGCAAUUGUGGCCUCUUUUACUGAACCAGAUUCAAGUGCUUGGAAAAUCAAGCCAGAUAUAGCCUUAGCUUCAAUUUUGUGUUCAGGUGUGCUUGGUUCGUGUUUGAACAAUAGUGUACAUACGUGGGCAUUACGCCUAAAAGGCCCAUUAUUUGUUUCCAUGUUUAAGCCGUUGUCAAUUGCUAUAGCGGUCGUCAUGGGUGUUAUGUUCCUUGGGGAUGACCUCUAUCUUGGAAGUGUGAUUGGAGCAGCAAUAAUAUCAAUUGGAUUCUAUACGGUGAUGUGGGGCAAAGCGAAAGAAGAUGCAAUAAAAGCUGAAGUUGUAAAUUUGGAGUCAUCCUCCACACCAAGAUCACCCUUAUUGCAGUAUUACAAGGACGAGGACGUGGAAAGAAGAUAAGUUAAACGUUUUAUCAUCUGUAAUAUAUCGAUCGUGUUACUAUGGUAACAUUGUACAUAAUAGUAGUACAUGAUUAUUGGUUUUCAUUUUGGUCAAGAAGUAAUGCUUUUGAAGUC